AUCCACGUACUGACCGAAGUGCAGCCAGCAAGCCAACCGCGCGUUCUGCAUAUGCAUCGCUUGCUUGGGACAAUCACGUGCUGAGAUUGACAUCAACGAGUCGUGCGCGUACGGCGGGAUCGUGGAGCGGUUGGCACUUGACGGCAUGUUACAAAAGACAUCUGACAAGAUAUUUACAGAAAGCGUCGUCGUUUCACCCGUUUGUUUGAAGGUCGCAUUAAUACGGAUAUGAAACGGUUGCAUAUGCCUGCAGCUACGUAUACUUUGCGGGCCCGGCAGGUCCGGAAACCCGCGUUCCACGACACGCGGCGCGGGCAAGCCAGGCGUGAGCGUAUUGUGGGUGUGAGUUGUACGCGGCGGCGGCGUGGGCAUGUUGUACCCAACGCCAUGUAUCUGUCUCACAAUUCAUUACUUAUUUACUUUUCAUACAGUCGGGGCAUCGCAAUCACAUCAGGCCAGGAAACCGACCUCCAGAAAAGUCCUAGUGCUAUUUUCCUAGUGAUACAUAGGCAUACGGUAGUUCACGUAAGCGAUGACUGUGCACAUAUAUUCUGACACGGCGAACGGCGCUUCGCAGCUCAUCGGGCGCUUCAAGGAGCAAGUUCUAUCAUGCAUUGGCGUACAUUUGUGCUAGAGAGCUAAUCAACGGCGUGCCAAAUGGCUCCGCAAGCACGGGGCAUUCCUGGCUGCGUUAUCGCGUCAGGAUUUCUUAUACUAGUUAUACAAGCAACAGCAUUUGCUAAACUAUAUGAAGAUGGCAGCUCUGCGGUAUCGCGGGAAACGCACCAAAAGGCCGCAGCCGAUGUCCAUGGAAUUAGCAGCGGUUCAAGGCUGCGGCGCGGAGCUGACUUUGACACAACAGGCCAGAGAGUAUCCGGCGGGGUCGCGGGUCGCAGCGCGCGGUCUCGCCGCACGUUGGCGGCAGAUACCGUGCCAGCGACAACAAACGCGUCCGUCGACCCAUUUGCCACCGUCCUUGACUUGCUGCGCGCGGCGGCGGUUGUGGCGAACCUAACUGCAAAGUCCGCGCCCACGCCAUCUCCAUCUCCAUUCUUACCGAACGUUCUCCUACCAAAGCCUGGACCCGGGUCCGGCAGUGGCGGCGGCCUGCCCGUCCGAUCUCCGCCAGCGCCACCGCCAUCGCUGCCAAACCUGACUGGCUUAGUCAGCCCCGAGAUGGCGGCGCUGCUGACUAAUGCCAACGUCAGCUCGGCCCUGGAUGCGCUGCGUACGGCGUACCGUGCGGCUGACGUGGCGGCGGGCGUGGUGGCGGCCGGGAGCUGCGCCACCAGUGUGAAGACGCACAGCAUCUACCAGUGGCCCAUGCCGUCGCAGCCGUUCUUCUGCACGCUGUACAAGGUGAUGAGCUACACGCGGCUGCAGCCCGAGGCGGUUGCGAUCCAACCGCUGCCGUACCAGUGGCGGCCCAACAUGUCCACCAACGGCUCCGUUUACAACCUAACCGCCGGAGGCUAUGUGACGGCCAACCUGGUGACCAUGAUAAGUAAGGCGGCUACCUGGUCGUACAGCCGUUCCUCAUCGGCCACCAUCGCGGCGGCGCAGUCCAACGCACUGGCCCUGCUGUCGUACAACGCCAUCCAGGAUGUACCGCCGCUGCGGCUGCCAAGCGCGCUGCUGCUGUGGUACCGCAAGGACGUCCUGGCCCCCCGCGGCCUGAUCACCCCAGCAGGCGGCGGCGGCAGUAGCAGCAGCAGCAGCGGCGGCGGCAGCAGCGAGGGCGGCAGUAGCAGCCGCAGCGAUGGCGGCAGCGAUGGCGGCAGUAGCAGCAGUGGUGCUGGCGGCGAGGCGGUGCUGACGGCGCCGCGGACGUGGCAGGCGCUGCUGCGGGCGGUGGCGGCGGUGAACGGCACCGACUGGGACGGCGAUGGGUCGCCGAACUGGGGCAUCUGCAUCAACACAGCGCCAGUGUGUGACGCCAGCUACUUGCUCAACGCCAUUGCCGCCUCCAUCGCCCAGACCGGCGGCACCAGCCAGGGUUUCACCCUGGAUCCAGCUUCCAUGGCGCUCAUGUACGACAGCCCCGCCUACGAGGCGGCGCUGCGGAUCUACGCCGCACUCAUGUCGUACGCGCCGCCGCCGCUGCCGCCCUCCCAGAGCGUUUCAUUGGACGACAACUGCGAGGCCUUCGCCACGCGCUUCCACGUCCGCAACAACUGCGCCUUCGCCAUCCAGUGGGAGCACGCGCUGCUGGGCCAGAUGGCAGCGCGCAAGCCUGUGGCACCGGGCCAACCGGCGGCUGUGGCUGCGGCGACGGCCCCGGGCCCACUGGCCCCGGCGGCUGCGGCUGUAGCUGCUGCUGACGUCAGCGCUGGUGGCAGUAGCAGCAGUGGCAGCGGCAGUAGCGGUCCUGGGCCGAGUCCUCCCAUGCGGUUGCCCAAGGCAGCAGGGGCGCCUUUUCCUGGUGGCGUGCGCCGCCGCCGCAGCCUCCUCGGCAAUGCCGGUGGCAGUAGCAGGGACGCUGGCCACAGCUACAGCCACAGCAUCUCAUCGUGGGCUGCGACAGCAUGGCCGCGACUGACAGCCAUGAUGGGGCGUGGCGCGGGCGUGCGGGAGCACGGAGCGGACGAGUGGAGUCCGGUGACGGCGGCGCGGCGGCGGGCGCAGUCGGAGGCGGCGGCGCGCGCGGUGGCUGCACUCGACGCCCCGCUGGCGACACAGCUCGUGAACUUCGCACCCCUGUGCGGCAUGUUUGGCAAGGAGCGCCCCAACAGUGGCAUCAGCAACACAGCCACCGGCGAGAGUCAGGACACGGGCGCCCUGCUGCAGGCCGCCGCGGGCGCCAACAGGACUGCUGCCGGCACCACCAACACGGGGCCCCCCAGCAGCAUGGGAGCGCCUGCUGCGGGUGCAUCGGCAGUGGCCGCGCUGGCUUCCGGCCGCCACCUGCUGACGUCAGAUGGCGGCGAGCACUCCGCGGAUGCGGAUGCGGAGUCACAGCAGUGGGCUGUUGCGUCUUCGUCGACGCAGGGGCGGCGGGGUGGGCGGCAGCUGCUGCAGUCGCUGGGCACGACUGUCAGUGGCAUAUACGACCUGGGCGGCUGGUGGGCGGCAGACCUGGCGGCGCCGCCGCCCGCGCCCUUCAACAACAGCGGCAGCAAUCCAGGCAUGGAGGACGCGAUCAAGAACUUCAUGGAGAUCUGGACCAGCCUCAUGCGCGCCUCGCUGCGUGACGGACUGCUGCCCAGCGCCAGACCGGACGUGGCGUCCGACAUCUCCACCGCCUCGUUCAUGCAGCUGAAUGUGAGCGAGGCCGAGGUUCGCGACUUCCUCGUCGCCUUCUGGGGUUCCGUAUGGAGCCCAAACAUGGCGCUAGAGCUCAGCCUGAAUGGCCAGCAGUACGAGCACUUGUACCUCAGCGAGGCUGCCUUCAACGUGACGGCGCGCGGCGGGGCGCAGGAGCCCCGGGCGGUGCUGGGGCGGGCGCAGCAGGGCAUUGCGCGCGUGGUGGCGGAGAUGUAUCCUGACCCCGACGCGCUGUCCCAGCGGCGUCAGGCGGCGUGGGCCAUGUUGGGCUACGACGCGCCGCCGCCGCCGCCGCCGGCCGCCGUGAUCCUGGAGAGCGGCAGCAGCAGCACCAAUCUGGCGCUGGCCGUUGCGCUGCCGCUGUCACUUGCAAUCGUGCUGGCGGCGGCGCUGCUGGGUGUACUGCUGUACCGCCGCCGCUACCUCAAGGUGACGCUGCUGGGCAAGGUGAUCGCACCGGGCGCAGGCGCCGCCACCACCCUGGUCGUGACCCACAUCCAGAACACCGAGCGACUGUGGGAUACGCUGCCGACGGCGGUGGUGGACACGGCACUGGCGCUGCAUGCGGACGCCUUCCGUCGCCUGCUGCCUAAGCACAGGGGCUACGAGUCCGCGGUAGAGGCCGAGUCAUUUGUGCUGGCCUUCCACAAGCCCCAGGACGCAGUCGCGUUCUGUGUGGACGGAGUUGAGCUGUUGCUGCUAGACUGGCCGCAGCCGCUGAUGGAGGCGUGCGACGCCGCACCCGUCUGGCUGCAGCCGCAGGUUGCCGCCCUCUCGCCCGCCGAUCUACUCAGCAACAAGGCGCUCGCGCCCAACGCCGCCGCCUCCAAAACGGGCGUGCCGCCGCCGCCGGGCCCAGGACUGGCAGCACUGCAGAGCUCGCUGCUCGCUUUCAUGGCUGGAGACGUGUCGCGUCAUUCGUCUCCGGUAGUGCUGGCAUCCCCGCACGUGCGGCUGCCUACUGGCGGCGGCGGCGGUGCGGCCGUGUUCGGCGGCGCCGGCGGAUACGGCAUUGGGCUGGGAGGCAUGGGCGCAUUGAAUGGCGGGCUGGGCUGGGUCUUGGAUGCGGAUCUGGGUCCUGGCGGCGGCGCGAGCGGGAACGGCCACGCCGCGACGCGCGGCGCCCUGGCCAUGGCGGCGGCCGUUGACGGCGCCGCCACUGGCGGCGGCGGCGGCGGCGGCGGCGCCGAGCGCGCCGGCACGCGCAGCUCCUUCCCGCUGCGGCUCAUCAGCGGGACGGUCGGCGGCGGCGGCGGCGGCGGCGGCGGUACAUGCGUACAGCUGGCGGCGGUACUGCAGCAGGUAGCGGGUGCGGGUGCCGCCGCCGCGGCGGCGGCGGCCGUCGGCCGCGUCGGCUCCGUCGCGGGUGGCGGCGCCGCCGCCGCCACCCGCAUGGGCGAUGCCGCCGCCGCUGACGCGGGCGCCGGCGCCGGCGCGCUCCCUUCGUUUCCCACCAGCAGCAUCACAGGCAGCAGCAGUGUGCCCGUGUCCACGCCGCCGGGCGCCACGGGCGCUGGCGGCGGCUUGGGAACAAUGGCGGCGGCUGGGCCGCACCGGGUUCCGGACGGCGCGCCGCCGCUGCCCCGCACUGCUGGCGGCGGCGGCGGCGGCGGUGCUGGAGGCGGCGGCGGCAUCUUGCUGCACCGUGUGGAUUCCCAUUCCUGCAUCAGCCUUACCGAGUAUCCAGAGUCGCUGCUACAGCUCGCUGGCGGCGCCGCCGGCACCGGCACUGGCACCGGCAGACGCACUACAGCCAAUACCAACACGGGCUCUGGCGGCGCCGCCACCGCGCCGGCGGCGGCUGCGUCUGCCGCCGCCACCGGAGCAACUGCCACCGCCACCGCCCCCAACACCGCAACCGGCGGCGCGUCUGCUGCAGUUCAUGGUGCCCGGUCUGGUGCCGGCGGCGCCGGCGGCGGCACCGGUGACGCGGCGGCGGCGGCGGCGGCUGGUGGCGGUCUGGAACGUGCGGGUACGGCGGACACUGCGUACGACACGGCGGAUGAUGACGACGAGCUGCUGCGCAUCCCGCCCGAGGCGCGUGUGGCGGUGGCACUUGGGAGCGCACUGCAGCUGCUGUGGCCCCAGGCCGCCCUCCCGCCGCGCCCCGACUCGCCCGCCAGCGGCCAGCUGUAUCGCGGCCUACGGGUGGCGGCGGGCCUGGCGGCGGGGCUGGCGGCCAGACACGUGGCGCCCAGCCGCGCCGCCGGCCGCACCCAGUACACCGGCCCCACGGUGGUGCGGGCGGCGGCUGUGGCUGCGGCGGCGGCGGGUGGUCAGGUGCUAUUUGGCCCGGACGUGAUGGGCGCACCAGGCGGCGGCCCCAUUGGCGGCGCGCUGCGCUCCAGCCCUGGCCUGGCGCCGCUGCUAGUGCACUUUGGAGACUUCCUGAUAAAGGGCGCUCCGCGCCGCGCUGGCAGCGUUGCCUCCGGCAUCGCUCCCACGCAGCUCGCGCACAACAGCGCAGCCUCUCGCGCCAUCAGCGGUGGCGCCAGCGCCGGCGCCGCGGCCGCUGCCGACCGCGUCGGCUUUGCGACCCGCAGCGGCGCCAGUGGCACCUCUUCCGGUGCCGCCGUCGGCGCCGCCACCGGCUCCGUCGGCGCCGGUACGGUCGCCUCCGCUUCCAUGGCGGCCGCCGCCGCCACUGGCGGCGGCGCUGCUGACGUCAGCGCUGGCGGCGGCGGUGUGCUGACGCUGCAGGCGGUUGUGGACUCUGUGCCGCUGUAUGUGGUGGUGGCGCCGGCGCUGGCGCCGAGGCUGGUGUCGUACCCGGCCCUGCGCUGGGCGCAGCAGGCCGCUGGCGGCACGCUGGACGCACCCGUGGGCUGCCCCACAGUCGCCCACAUGCAGGUGGUUGGCGCCGCCAGCCUGCUGGCCUGGCGCCACGACGUUGCUACAGCCGCCCUCGCCACCUGGAGCGCGACCUGCCGCCGCCUGCUGCGGCUACAGCCACACACAGGCCCUGUCGCAGCUGCCACAGCUGGCGGCGGCGGCGGAAAUGGUGCGGCGGCGUGCUACAGCCGAGGCAGUGGCGGCAGUAGCAGUGGCCGCGGCGGCGGCUGGGCGGGGGGGUAUCUGGUGGAGGCGGGGGAGGGGCACAUGCUCGCGGCGUUUGGGGACGCGGGCGCGGCGGCGGUGUGGAGCUACGCCUGCACCGAGGCGAUGCUUGAUGUGGACUGGCCGGAGGAGCUGCUGGACCACGAGCUGUGUGAGGAGUGGGCGGUGGUGGAGCGCCAACACCCGGGGGCCAUCAUGGACGGAAACAUGAUGGUGAUGGGCUUUGGCAUGCUGGGCGGCGGAGGAGGAGGGGGAGGAGGGGGAGGAGGCGGAGGGGAAGGGGGAGGCGGUGGCGACAGCGGUGGCGUGCCGGGCGCAGGCGGCGGCGGCCGCCGCGCUGGUGGGCGCCGGUCGCACGUGACGGAGUUCCGUAACGGCUACCGGCACCGCGUGCUCAUGCGCGGCCUCAGGCUCAAGGUUGGCAUGGACUGCGGCCCGCUCAAGUACGGCAUCAGCCCCGACACCGGCCGCGUGUCGUACCGCGGGCGGGCGCUGGGCCGCGCGGCGCGCAUCGCGGCGCACGUGGCGUCCAGCGGGCAGGUGCUGUGCAGCGGCCCGGCCUGGGAGGCGGCGCAGCGGAGCGAGCUCGUGGAGGCCGCCAACCUGGUGGGUACAAGCAUCGGCGAGCACCACCUCCGAGGCGGCGGCGGUGGCGGCGGCGGCGGCGGCCGGGUGCCCAUCGUGCGCAUCAUCGCCGCCGAGGAUUUUGAGUACGAAGCAGGUGCCGCUGCCGUGCCCGUGGGGGCCCCCGGCCAGGUCCGACACGACGGCUACGACGAUGCAGGCGACGGCGACGACUGCGGCACGGUGAGGAUGGUGCUGGAAGAUGGAGAGAUGCAACAGCCGGCGGCAGUGCCUGGUGGCUCCGGCGGCGGCGGCAGCGGCUAUCCAGCCGCCGGCCUGGCGGCGCGCGGCGGCGCGCGGCUUGGCGCCGCGUCUGUGGGCGCAGAGGAGCUGGUGAUUGUGGUGGGAGAGGCGGCAAGCAGUGUGGGCGGUGGCGGCGGCGCGGCGUCGGCGAACAUGCGGCCGAGCUAUGGCACCCUGCCGCUGAACCUGAGUCGUGACAUCGCAGCGCUGAUGGCGGGCGGUGAGGAGGAGGGAGAGGAGCAGUCGGAGCGGCGCGGCGGCAGGGGCGGCCGGGUUCGGCCAAAGGCGGCCGAGGCUCUACUGGAAGCGUCGGCGGCCGGCGCUGCUCUGUGAUCGUGAUUGUGUGAGAGAUGCUGAUCAUGAUCUUACUGGUCUUGAUACUGAAUGAUGCCGUACUUUCGUACCUUGGUACUUCGGAUUUGUGUCAGUGUCAUUUGAGUAGCUCCGGUCAGAUGCCAGGACUAGGAAUCAUUGCAGACCUCGCUUACUGAUCAUGAUGGCCUUCGCUGCGUAAAAUGGUACCUGCGCACUUAUCGUUGUUGGUACUGGGGGUAUAGCCAAGCACACACUUGGGUCGAACAUUUCAAUCGUGCGGACUGCACGUCGUUUACCGGUCAGUCUUCUUGAUUGAGCUUUAGCCGCGGGGUUUCCAUGGAGAUUGCAGUGUAUGGCUUCUGAUGCCUGUUUGUCUUGAGUCCUGCCAUUUGGGGCACCCUGCAUUGAUUGCAAAGACGAGAAUGAUUGCCCAUCAGUUCGUUUCGUACGACAACUUGUGUCCUCAUGUUCUAGUUAUUAUCGUUUGCCGCUCGCAAUAAUGGAACACGCCGGGCUUUACUAUAGCAAUGACUGCUCAGAAGCUGCAGGGUUCCGUAUGCAGGAUUCAUUCGUUGUGUGCGAGUUGAUGUGACCUUACGGGCCCAAUGGUGAUCGGUGACGCCGUAAGGUAACUGCCCCUGGUGCUUACUAUGGACUGCAACACGGAGAUGGCCUAGCUUGUGAUGCCUCGUUUCGUACCGUUCAGGGUUUAUUUGGUGCUGCUGCUAGACGUUGUGAGACAGGGACAGACGGAGGGCCACUCGUGUUAGGUUUGACUAGAUUUUGCUUGACCGUUGCUGCUUUGGCAGCGGGCGUAGGGAUGUGCCACAGGGGGGAUGGACCGACUGGUGCUGACGGGUCUCUGGAACAGUGGAGCAGUGGCGCUGCGUGGUGUUGCGGAAUGCACACGGACGAGGCCCUUGACCGAGGCGGCCGUAGAUGGUAAGAUUGACAGGAACGAAGGAGGAUAGUUGGGAAUGACCUGGCGCGCUGAGGAGUCGGACAAGCUCUUCGGAAAACGGGGUUAACCGGAACGGGUGGGGUGGGUUCGGCCAGUCGGCCAGACGGCCAGCCCAGUUCCGAGCCAUUCUUUAGGGGAUAUUGAGCAACGGAUUAUAUAGACGACCAUGUC
Molecule: messenger RNA, 8635 nt
Organism: Chlamydomonas reinhardtii
Lineage: Eukaryota; Viridiplantae; Chlorophyta; Chlorophyceae; Chlamydomonadales; Chlamydomonadaceae
Exons: 28
Coding region: 1177-7521 (2114 amino acids)
Source: RefSeq, a predicted model, not a curated record